UACGUGAAAUUCUGGAGGAUCGGCGGGGACAUAAAGACGUGCUGUUAAACGAACUAGGUUCUAUAACAUGUAAAACGGGAACAGGAGAGGAAUUUUCUAAAAGCAACUCAUGUAAACACCUUAAUCACAAUAUUGUUUUACUCAGAGUAAGGUCAAUAAUUAGAUUACUGCUGUCCAUGUAAACGUAGUCAUUGAUUAUUUUCCUCAGGAAAUAAAUAUUCGUCUGAGACAUAACACGGUUUUUUUUUUUUUAGUUUUUUUUUUUAACGUUUUGUACAAACUCGGGUUUUGAUCUUCAAUUCUAACUAUGCUAAUCCUUUUCCCAUCCCCCACAUAACCGGAAGUCGCGGCUUUCUGUUCGCGCGCCCCCUCCAGGCGCGAGGCUGCAUUCGUGUCGCAGUUAGACUUUUUUCCGCCUUGUGGUCUAAGCCGCGCGGCCAUUAUUCUCCCCCACACACGACUUCUCCUCAAACAUGGCCGAUUACGGGAGCGUGGCGCCGCCGUCCUCAAACUCCGGCGGAGGAAUGAACGACGCUUUUAAAGACGCGCUGCAGCGGGCGAGACAGAUAGCAGCUAAAAUCGGAGGCGAUGGCGUGAAUCCACCUCCUGCCGCCAACGAGUUUGCGUAUGGAGGGCAGAAAAGGCCUUUGGAAGACGGCGAUCAGCCAGAAACAAAGAAAGUCGCAAGUGAUCCUUUUGCUGCAAUGGGUGGAAUGGCAGGUCUUCCAAGGCCUACAUCAGAGGAGUUCAAGGUUCCAGACGGCAUGGUCGGCUUCAUUAUCGGAAGAGGAGGAGAGCAGAUUUCAAGGAUACAGCAGGAAUCGGGAUGCAAGAUACAGAUUGCUCCAGACAGCGGCGGCAUGCCUGAUCGCUGUGUGACGUUAACGGGCUCUCCAGAUUCCAUCCUGACCGCAAAGAGGUUGCUGACGGAGAUUGUGGAAAAGGGCAGGCCGACUCCGUUUCACCACAGUGAUGGGCCUGGGAUGUCCGUGCAGGAAAUUAUGAUCCCGGCUUCCAAAGCAGGCCUCGUCAUCGGAAAGGGAGGAGAGACGAUCAAACAGUUACAGCACAAAAUUCUGAGUUCUGAAUUGCAGGAGCGAGCCGGAGUCAAGAUGGUAAUGAUUCAGGACGGGCCUCAGAACACCGGGGCAGACAAACCGCUCAGGAUUUCUGGGGAUCCUUUUAAAGUUCAGCAAGCUAAAGACAUGGUGAUGGACCUGAUCAGAGACCAGGGUUUCAGAGAGCAGAGAAGCGAAUACGGAUCCCGGAUGGGUGGCAGCGUAGGAGAAGGUUUGGAUGUUCCCGUGCCGCGCUUCGCAGUGGGGAUCGUGAUCGGCAGGAACGGCGAAAUGAUCAAGAAGAUCCAGAACGACACGGGUGUUAAGAUUCAGUUCAAACCAGAUGACGGCACCACACCGGACAGGAUCGCUCAGAUCAUGGGUCCCCCUGAUCGGGCGCAGCAUGCAGCCAGUAUCAUUACAGACCUGUUGCGCAGCGUGCAGGCCGGCGGCCCGCCAGGCCCCGGGGGCAGGGGCAGAGGUCGCGGCCACGGUAACUGGAAUAUGGGGCCACCAGGGGGCCUGCAGGAGUUCUCCUUCACCGUUCCCACCGUUAAGACCGGUCUCAUUAUUGGCAAAGGAGGUGAGACGAUUAAAAGCAUAAGCCAGCAGUCCGGCGCAAGGAUAGAGCUGCAGAGGAACCCUCCUCCCAACGCCGACCCCAAUAUAAAGAUGUUCACUGUGCGUGGGAACCCACAGCAGAUUGACUACGCCAGACAGCUUGUCGAAGAGAAGAUCGGGGGUCCCGUCAGCCCCAUGGGUGGACCUCACGGACCACCGGGGCCGCAUGGAGGCCCCGCACCGCAUGGUCCCCCAGGCCCGCCUGGACCUCCUGCGCCUAUGGGACCUUACAAUCCCGGGCCUUACAACCAGGGGCCUUCUGGACCACAUGGUCCUCCAGGGCCGUACCAGCCUCAGGGCUGGGGUAACGGUUACCCUCACUGGCAGCAGCAGGGCCAGCCUGAUCCCAACAAAGCAGCAGCGGAUGCUAACGCAGCAGCGUGGGCUGCCUAUUACGCUCAGUACCAGCAGCAGCCCCAGCCCCAGGCACCCAUGACGCCCACCGCCGCCGCCCCUGGAACCGCUCCAUCCAACGGUCAAGGUGACCCGCAGGCUCCAGGUCAGAGCGGACAGGCAGAUUACACCAAGGCCUGGGAAGAAUAUUACAAGAAAAUGGGUCAACCAGGCCAGCAGCCACAGGACUACACCAAAGCGUGGGAGGAGUACUAUAAGAAACAAGGUCAGGCAGCUCCUCAGGCGGCCGGGGCGAGCUCCUCUCAGCCCGGAGGCCAGCCGGACUACAGCGCCGCGUGGGCUGAGUAUUACCGCCAACAAGCGGCCUACUACGGCCAGGGCGCCUCUCAGCCCAUGGGAGCAGCACCACCGGCCCAGCAGGUACACUCCUAAUAACAUCUAUACCCCCGUCGUAUAAAGUGAUUUGUGGUCUCUCUGUGUGAGUGUGUGUUUGUGCUUCCCCUCUCCCCCUGUCUCUCUUUCUAACGUUUUUGCUCCACAGCUUCAUCAGGCAUCCAGGUGCACAACCCAGCGACACGAGACUUAACCAAGCUCUUCUUUCUCCCCCUCUCCUCCUCCACAGGCGUCUUUAUCUCUGUAAUUAGGUUAUGGGGUGGGGCGGGGUAGCAAGUCACUGUUUCUGCUCUUAACAUGUUGUGUAUUUCUUUAUGUAUUUCUUCUGCACAGGGCCAGUAAUGUGAAGCGGACAUAAAGUAAAUGCUACCUUGUCGAAAAAUGCUACCUUUGUUAAAUGUUUGGAUGCAGACGCCUCUUGACGAAGAUCGUAGUUUCCUUGGUUUUUGCGUUUAAACUAGAUUGCAAAGAGAGGAAAAAAAUGGCUCCGGAUUGAGAAUUCUCCUCCUGUUUUUUUUUUUUUUUUUUGCUCAUUUGUUUUUGUAAUAUUUUUUUUUCCUCUUGUAUAAAAUGAACUGUUUUUAGUGCGGUUAAAAUAUUGGUCAUUCCAGCUCCUGUAUCUCAUUAUGUAGUUCAGAACUCAUGUCUAUACAAGUGCUCUAGUGCUCUCUCUCUCUCUCUCUCUCUCUCUCUCUCUCUCUCUCUCUCUCUCUCUCUCUAAAUUUAGUAUUAUUUUUUUUGUUUUCUUCAUGUAAAUGCUCAGUUUUAAAAAUGCCUGUUGUGUUUUGCAAUAAAACAUAAUGAAACCUCCUGUGUUGGUAAGUGGGCCGGUAAAAAAAGAAAGAAAAAGUGGGGAAGGUUGACCUUGAUUUGUAUGUGUAUAUACUGUUGGGUGUUUUUUUUUUUUUUAUGUUUUUGUUCAUCAAGGGAUGGGACGGGUGGGUGAAACAGGGAUACAAUCCACAGACUCAGUCUCUCUCUCUCUCUCUCUCUCUCUCUCUCUCUCCCUCCCUCUCUCUGUCUAAAGUGACGUUUUUUUGUUUCUCUCCAACUGUCUAUACAGCUUUAUUAUUAUUAUUUCCUGGUGUUUUUAGCUACGACAUGAAAGGAACUAGUUUGGUUUAUUGGCAUUUAGUAGGAGUGGCGUAGGCAGGUGUAUCUGAGGGAAAGGUGGUGCGAGGAUGUAUGUGACCCAUGCUAUGACGUCUUGUUACUCAUAUAACGUGAGAAACUUUCCCCCUCACAGGCCAGUUUAGGACAGCGGUAAGCAAAUAUGUCAUAAAAGAUAAUAUGAUAUCACUGCAAGCUGCUUUUUUUUGGUUUUGUUUCUCUCUCCCCCCCCCCUCCCAGGCCAGGUGAGGUGUUUUUUGUAUUGCAUUAUUAAAUGUAUUUAUACAGUUGUGCCCCUUUUACCGAUUCUUAAAUGCAUAUUUUUCUGGCAAAUGUCUCACUACUUAAAACGCAAAAAUGUGGCCUUCUUUUAUUUUUUUUAAAUGCCCACCCUGUUUGGCGUAGUCAUGUAGGUGUGUGUUUUUAGGGCUGAGGAGGCUAUGCUGUUACCACACCAGUGAAAUGAGCCCUCCGUAAGUACAAAAAAAAACCCAAUACAGACAGCCCCAGUUUCUUCUGUCAAUGCAUUGUCUUUGACCAAGUGUAGUGCAUAAAGUUGAACUGUACCCUGAAUUUGUGAAAGAAAAAAAAAUUACUUUUUGACUGUGUUUUGGGGUAAGUAUGUCUGGGCUACAGUUUAAUGAUUGAUUGACGUAUGAAAAUGCCGAAGUCUCUCUUGAGCCUGUGACAUUACCCUAGACUGUUAAGUUCUGUCAAGCAACAUUUCAACUGUAUUAAUCCUUAAAUUAUGCGCUUAUCCAUAUCUGUGCAAGUUUGACAUUGUGUAGUCAGGGCAGCACAUGGCGUUAAAACUACUACUACUUUUGCAUUAGAAAUCAGGGGUGAACAAAUCAUAAAUCUGUUCUUGUUUCUAAUCUAGCCCCCACAGAUGAAGCAUAAAACCUCCAGUUUCCAGAAACCGAGUUUGUUCUGGUUUAAUUGACAUGCGUAUAAAGUAAAACGGCGUUCGCCUCGGACGAUGCGCAUAGAAUUUGGGAAUGCCAUACCAUUUCGAAAUACAAACAUUUUGUGAAAGUCGGUAAAGGAGUAGGGAUGUGUUUCCGUUCUCCGGUUGUGGUUGAACAGACAAAAUACGCUUACAUCCCAAAUUCGCUUGUCCUGGGAGCCCGGGCUACUGAUUUGUCCAUCCCUGACGAUACGAAAUGUUCAUCUCGUUUCUUCACAGUGCCAUUUGUAUGAGUAUUAAUCGUUGUGCAAGUUGUUUAAUAUUAAUAUUAUUUUUAUUGUUUUGCAUUCUGUUUGACCAAGUUAAUGAACCACUUAACAAUUCAGGCAUAAGGCUGUUCGCAUUUCCAAAAUAUGUGGUGUUCGGAUGUUGGCAGACUUCUGUUACCAUUUUCCAGGCUGUCCUAGUUCUUUGCGUGUGACUCAGAUUUCUUUGCGAGUUUUUUUUCUCUCUCGGAAAUAUAUUGAAUAACCCAAUGUUGAUUGGCGGCACGAUGCGCAGCGUCGUCCCCGCACCUUAGGUUCUGCUGCGAUAACACAGGUAAGCUUAACCUAAGACACAAAACUGUUUGAACUCUGACUCAAGUCUUGAUGUGAAUCCGAAAUUUUUUGCUGCAUUUUCGUUAAGGAAUUUCUCUGAAUGUUGAACAAGGCCCAAUGUUGUAUUAAUUGCUUUGUUAUUGGCAAUGUGAUAUAUAUUUUUCUUCCUCCCAAAUAGCCUACACAUAAAUAUAUAAAUAUGCAGAAUACUUUAAGGAUUUCUGUACAUGAUUGAUUGAAAUGCUGUUUCCUAUAUAUUUAUAUAUAUAUAUAUAUAUAUCAAUGCAUAUCCAUACUGAUAGUGUGCUAGUCAUUGUUUUAGAGCAAAUCGAUGGCACUGUAGACUGUAUUCCCUGUCUUUACCAAUGCUGCAUGCAGUUGGAUAUAUAUUUUUUAAGAAAAAAAACCCCCAUUUUUUAAAAAACCAAAAAGAUCUGUUAUGGCAAUUCUAACUACUCCACUUUCUGAAAGUGUACUCGUGUUAUGUAUGCUGACAUGGUUGAAACCCCUGUGCUGUUGUGGCGCUAAUACAAAUUGCUGCCUUCAUUCUCGCUCACAGUGUUGAAGACGCUGCAGGCGUAGUUCGUAGAAUCAGGUCCUCAGCUAGGGUUUGUCCCUAAGGAGGAGUCCUUUGACUGUGUCCCUCUGCUGAACAUAGACCGUUCAAGGGCUCCAGUUAUAAGGUAAAGCAAAAAGAAAUAAAAUUAAAAUUAAUACCAUGAGGAAAUCUGUGAUUUUUGAAAUGUGACGUUUAGGGCAAAUGUUGAUGCUUAUGUCGAUGCUAGCGUUUUCACAUUGCUGAAAUGGCUUAUGAACUGUUCCAUGAUGAUGAUAUCGUGCACACUUUUGCUGAUUUUUGGAGAGGGAUUGUAAAAUGUGCAUCAAAUGCCAGAUUAGAUGGAUCAUAAACCAGGAACCUUUUUUAUUUUAUUAUUAUUAUUAUUAUUUUUGCAUAGCACACUUGCUUGCUCUAGGCAGUUCAUUGGAGAGUGUUAUGUUGUUGUUGUUGUUCGUUGCUGCAUAUGUUGUGGUAUGCAUGCAGUAUGCUAUGUCCUUCUGAGCAAACUGUCCACAACAGAAUUCGUUGCGGGGUGUAGAAAAGAAGACAUAAUCGGAGGCUAUCUGAGAAAUGGGGAGCGUGGCCGGGAGGUAAAACACAAACGGUGUCAUGUCAUAUACCGUUGAAAAUAUGGAAUGUAUAUCCUUUCACGUUUAGGGCUUUGUUGUAGUGUUGUUUUUUUGUUUGUUUGUUUGUUUUUUUGCAGAGAAUUGUUGGUUUUGACUGUUUGGCAUUGUUGACCUGUCGUUCAAUAAAAUUGUAAUGAUUGAAAGGCU
Messenger RNA from Ictalurus furcatus (blue catfish), 6377 nucleotides. RefSeq names its product far upstream element (FUSE) binding protein 1 (gene fubp1). The transcript has 19 exons. Bases 474 to 2465 code for a protein of 663 amino acids. Gene Ontology annotation, cellular component: nucleus; cytoplasm. The record is from RefSeq and is a predicted model, not a curated record. Gene Ontology annotation, molecular function: mRNA binding. Gene Ontology annotation, biological process: regulation of DNA-templated transcription. Lineage: Eukaryota; Metazoa; Chordata; Actinopteri; Siluriformes; Ictaluridae.